This is a messenger RNA of Debaryomyces tyrocola, 873 nucleotides long. Lineage: Eukaryota; Fungi; Ascomycota; Pichiomycetes; Serinales; Debaryomycetaceae. The record is from the annotation of a GenBank genome assembly.
AUGUCAAAUUGGGAUAGACUAAUUAGAUUCGUCGCAAAAGACGGAAAAAUUUAUAGAGGUGAACCAAUUGUCUCAGAAUCCUCAUAUGAUAUUGGGAAAGACUUUGCUAAUGGAAAAUCCAUCAAAGCUAAAGUCGUUAUUGGAAAUAUUUUUUCAGAUGCAAAAGUGUCUGAUGAAAUAUUAGAAGUUAAAGAAUUGUUAGGACCUCUUUCUUAUGAAGAUGUCCCUAUUGUUAAAUGCGUUGGAAUGAAUUAUAUGAAACAUAUCCAAGAAGGUAGCUUACCUCCACCACCAAAACCUCAAAUUUUCUAUAAGCCACGUACCAGUGUUGCAGAUCACAAUGAAGCUAUUGCUAUCCCUAAGAUUGCUCAAGAAAAUCAAUGUGAUUAUGAAGGUGAAUUUUGUGUGGUUAUUGGAAAAACAGGCAAGGAUAUCAAGGAAGAGGAUGCUUUGAAUUAUGUUGCAGGUUAUGUAGUCGGUGACGACGUAUCUGCUCGUACAUGGCAGUACCACCCGGAUUAUGCAGGUAAUAUUCCACAAUGGUGUUACUCAAAGAGUUUUGAUAGAUAUGCACCAUUAGGACCUGCCCUUGUUUCGACGAGAGUUAUUAAGGAUCCACAUACACUUCAACUUCAGACUAGGAUUAAUGGUGAACUUCGUCAAGACGCAAACACCGAUGAUCUCUUAUUCAACGUUCAAAAGAUCAUUUCCUUUUUAAGUCAGGGCACAACAUUGGAACAAGGGACUGUAAUUAUGACAGGCACUCCAAGUGGUGUAGGUGCUGUAAGUGGAAGGUACUUAAAAGACGGGGAUCUUGUUGAAAUUUCUAUUGAACAAAUCGGUACCCUUUCUCAUAAAAUCCAUUUUAUUUAG